CUACACUAGGAGCUGUGUUCGGCUCAACCACCUGCCUCAGUGCCCACAUCCGAGAGAAACCGGAGGAUCCCUUGAACUAUUUCAUAGGAGGCUGUGCAACAGGAGCUGUCCUGGGGGCAAGAGCUCACAGUUACAUGACCGGCACCACCGCGUGUUUGGGGUUUGGAACUGCCGCUGCUCUAAUGAAGAUAGGCAACCUGGAGGGCUGGAGGCUGACGGGACCUCCCAAGCUGUAA
This is a messenger RNA of Leptosomus discolor (cuckoo roller), 236 nucleotides long. The record is from RefSeq and is a predicted model, not a curated record. Lineage: Eukaryota; Metazoa; Chordata; Aves; Leptosomiformes; Leptosomidae.